GGCCCGUGAGUGGGAGCAGCAUGCCGCCGCCCGGCCUCUGGUGCGCGGGGCUGCGGCUGAGUUGCGGCAUGAGCCAGUGCGUUUUGGAGCCCCGGCUCCCGGGGAAGCGGUGGCUGGUGGCUGGCCUGGGGAACCCCGGACUGCUGGGCACGAGGCACAGCGUGGGUAUGGCAGUGCUGGGGCAACUGGCGCGGCGGCUGGGGGUGUCUGAGAGCUGGGUCCGCGACCGUCGCUGCGCCGCCGACCUCGCCCUGGCCUCACUUGGGGAUGCCCAGCUGGUCCUGCUUCGGCCGCGGCGUCUCAUGAAUUCCAAUGGGCGCAGCGUGGCCCAGGCUGCCGAGCUGUUCGGGCUGACUGCCGAGGAGGUCUACCUGGUGCAUGAUGAGCUGGACAAGCCCCUGGGGAAGCUGGCUCUGAAGCUGGGGGGAAGCGCCAGGGGCCACAAUGGAGUUCGUUCCUGCAUUAGCUGCCUCAACUCCAGUGCAAUGCCACGGCUGCGGGUAGGCAUCGGGCGCCCGACGCACCCUAACGCGGUGCAGGCGCACGUGCUGGGCUGCUUCUCCCCUUCGGAGCAGGAGCUGCUGCCUCCAUUGCUGGAGCGCGCCACAGACCUGCUCCUGGACCACAUCCGUGAGCGAAGCCAGGGGCCCUUGUCAGGCACCUGACACCAGUGGACGCGGCUGCCAUGCCCACACACCCGGCCACGCCCACAGAGGUGCCACAGCAGCCUGUGGUGUCUACUUUUUAUAUAGCUGGUCUUGGCUGCUCCGGGCCUUCUACCGACUGAAGGGGACUGUGGCUGGACGGGUCCAUUCUUGGGGUAGGCAGUCGGUCUUCUUUCCAAGUCUCACUUAGAAAGUAGGGAAACUUCAGGGCAACUGAACUUUUUGAUCAUUUUUGGGGGAUCAGAGAUGUGGAUCUGUAAGAUUGAAGAUGCCUGCUUGGAAGCUCUUCCGGGGGCUCCUGCCCUCCCCUUCCCUGUGGAGGAGGGACGGGCCCUCAGGGCCCAGCAAGCCCCCUUCCCAGGGGCUGUGUGGGUGUGCCUUGGCCCAGGGAGGCCUUGCCACACCUUUCUUUGGCUCAUUUCACAGGCGGGGAAGUGGAGGCUUGGAGAGGUCUAGCCACGUCCCCAGGGCUACACAGCUGCCGUGUGGCUGAGCUGUGAUAGGCACCCAGGGCGGGCCGCCAUCUUGCUGUCCCCGGGGCUCCGGGUACACUCACCUCCCCGUUCCUGUGUGAGUGGAGUGCUCUCAUACGGGUGGCGUGUGACAGCAGCCUCAGGUCCUCAGGGUUGGGUGGGAUGUGGGCCCGUCGGGGCACCAGGCCCAGGUCUCCCAGCUGGUAGCGCUUGAUGGCCGACAGCUGCUGCUGCAGAGACCUGGCCUUGGGCCACUGGGUGCUGCACUGGGUGCUGCUGUACUGGCUGCGGGGAGGGCGCCCGUGUCAUCACCUCCGUUUCAUGGGUGGGAGAGCUGCAGUUCAGAAGGGCUUCGGGGAGCCCAGAUUCUGGCCCAGGGUCAUUGAGGACAGCCCUUGGACAUGUCCCGUAACUGCUUCUGGGGUCACACGAAGUCACUCACCUCUCCUUAGGGCCCCGGGACUGGCUUUUCAUUGGGGACCUUAGGCCAGUGGCUGAGCCGAGCAUGGCCAGCAGCUGCUGUAGCAUCUGCCUGUGCUGCAGGUGGUACCCUACGUCAAAGUCGCCGUCCUCUUCCUCUGGUGGCCUCUGCCGGUAGGGGUCAGGGUGGGCCCGUGGGGGGUCAGGCCCCUGGUGGCCCCAACACCCACCUCUGGUAACUCCAACCCCUAGUGCCUGUCUCCACAGUGUUCCCUGGCUGUGGUGGGUACCCACUCUCCAAAUGGGAAGACUGAGGCUCGUGGCCUUCCAGGGAGCUCCAAGAGGGACUCCAUCCAGUUCUUUCAGACCCGCAGAAUCAGAUAAGGACAGACUUGCCAGGAGUCUCCCAGGGGAGAGUUGGGGCCUCCGGCCCUGGCCGGGGCUUCUCUGCAUGGCCCAGCUACCUGUGGGCAGUUCCUGUCUUUGAUCUGCUCCCCCCCACUCCCAACUGUCACCCACUUCCCGUUCACCUGCAGGAUGUCCUGUAGGAAGGCAGCGGCCUGGUCCAGGGCCGUCUCCAGGCUUGCCCGAACCUUCCGCUCUUCGGUCAGCUCCUGCUGCAGCUGCUGCGCCUUGGCCUGCUGCAGUUCCGCCUGCAGGUUCAGCUGGUCCCUCUGGCACCUGGUCCCGGACCAGAUGAGUCAGUCACCUCCCGGUUCCAGGGCGAUGGGCCCUGACGUUGCCCUUUAGCCCACAGGGACCCUCAUCCAGCCCCAGGCCUCAGCCUGUUUGACAGAGGAAGCCUUGAGGCCCCUCUGGAGAGGGGAAGUCACUGGCCUGUGUCAUGUGGCCAUGAAGAGAUGGGCUCCCGCCUGCUCCCACCGCUCCCCCCUCUGCGGGCCACACCUCAGGGCCUCCUUGUCCUUCUGCAGCUGCAGGAGGUUCUGCUCCAGCUGGCUCAGCAGGAGGCCCAGCUGCUCAGCCUCCUCUCUGCCCUGCUGCUCCUUGCGGCACUUCUGGGUGAGCCUGAGGAUGACCUGUGGGAGCAUACAGGUGGCAUGCCUGGGCCCACUGCGGGCCGCAGCCAGUCCCGCUCCCCCAGCCCCAGACUCCGCCAGGGCGCCCACCCCACCGCACAGAGAGGCCACCUCUCUGGGCAGCAGUUGGACAGAGCCCCCAGCUCUCCGUGUGUGGGUUCCACUCCAACAUGUUACGGGGCUUGCAAUCAAGUCAAGAACAACCAGAGCUGGGGCCAGCACCCCGGAGCCCCCGCCAAGAGGGUCCGUCCCCUCACAGCUGCCUCCCUCAUGACUCUGCUCCAGGGCAGGGCCCCUGUGGCCCCCCUGCGGUGAGGGCCUGGCCAGCUCACCUGCCGGUAGUCUCUGCGGUGUGUGGCCAUGGCCUUCACAAUGUCCUCCAGCAGCUCCAGCUGUUUGGACAUCUUGUCCCGGGUGCCCUUGAGCUGGUCGUUCUCCUGCAGCAGCCUCAUGCCGUGCCUGGAGACCUUGGACAGCUGCAGGGUCACUGUGUUGUUCUCCAGGAUGGCCCGCUUCGUCGUGUCCCACAUCUGGUCCGUGGCCACCUUGCGGAACUCGGUGGCCACCAUGUUCAGGCGCUGAAUGACUUCCUUCUUCACUCUAGUCAGGACGGGGGAGGGGAGGGGGUCGGCAGAGCGGGCGCAGACCUCAGGCACCCCCGUCCUGCGUGGGGGUUCCCGGAGCAUGCAGGGCCACCUCUGCUCUUCCCCCAGGAGGGGCGGGCUGUGGGCGGCAGGCUGCUCAUUGCACACCCUGGUACCUUUCGGAUUGUAACCAAAUCAGUGUAUUACCCAUGAAUGAAAUAAACAUGACGUAGUCCACAAAA
This is a messenger RNA of Phyllostomus hastatus (greater spear-nosed bat), 3421 nucleotides long. It is a transcript of the gene PTRH1, whose product is annotated as peptidyl-tRNA hydrolase 1 homolog. The record is from RefSeq and is a predicted model, not a curated record. The transcript is spliced from 5 exons. The coding region runs from base 21 to 665 and encodes 214 amino acids. Gene Ontology annotation, molecular function: peptidyl-tRNA hydrolase activity. NCBI's taxonomy places the organism in Eukaryota, Metazoa, Chordata, Mammalia, Chiroptera, Phyllostomidae.